Saccostrea echinata is the source of this 546-nucleotide messenger RNA. Its product is annotated as ficolin-1-like. The record is from RefSeq and is a predicted model, not a curated record. Lineage: Eukaryota; Metazoa; Mollusca; Bivalvia; Ostreida; Ostreidae. Bases 1 to 546 code for a protein of 181 amino acids. The transcript is spliced from 4 exons.
AUGGACACAUUGGAUGGAGGAUGGACGGCCAUUCAAAAACGAGUCGAUGGAUCCGUCAGCUUUGACAGGAAUUGGGCAGAAUAUAAGAAUGGUUUUGGUGAACCGGAACAGGAAGUAUGGAUAGGGAAUGACGUAAUCCAUCAGUUGACAAAGGGAAAUAGCUCCUCCCUGUAUGUUUCCAUCACACUAGAGAAUGGUACAACACUGUACGAGUUGUACGAACAGUUUUCUGUUUCGGAUGAAGCAGAGAAAUAUAAACUUUUUCUGGCGGGAAAUGCUACAGGAACCUUAGGAGAUAGGAUGUUAAAUACUGGGGAAGCUGCCCGUGAUCUGUCAGGGAUGCCCUUCAGUGCCCCGGACACAGAUAACGACAACAGUGGAGGGAGCUGUGCUGCCGACCUGAGCGGGGGCUGGUGGUUUAACAACUGUCACUCCGCGUACCUUAACGGUCCCUGGGCCCCGGCGUACUGGGGGUAUCCCUGGUACCCCACGGUUGAUUAUGGAACGUCUAUAAGAGGAACAAUGAUGCUUAUCAAACAUCACUAG